AUGGAAGCUGGCACCUCUUUGCGCUAUUUUAGUGGCGAAGACUGCGACCAUAGAGAGUACAGAAGAUGGAAACAAUGGGCUUUGAACAAGAUACGCACCAUGGACAAGCUUCCUGACGAAGCCAGAGGCUCGUUCCUGUGGACGCUUCUGACCGGCCGUGCUCUGGAGGUGGUUGAGCAUUUGAAGGAAAGUGACUACCAAGUCAAGGGCGGCGAGAAGACCAUCCUCGACCUCCUUGACAGGAGAUGGCCAGAGCUCGAUCGCACAGACGAGAUCGGCGAGAACAUCGCCGAUGUGUUUGCUCUCAAAGCCCGGGAAGGUGAGAGCAUCCGACAGUGGUGCGCCCGCUCUCGGGAAUGCUUCGACAAGUGUGCCCGCAAGACGGGCGUCAAGUUCCCAGAAGAGGCCCGUGGCUGGAUCCUGCUCAAUUGCAGCGGGAUGAACGAGGAACAACGUGCCGUCUGUUUGGCAAGAGCCCAAGGUGAGCUGAAGUUCGACACACUCUCGCAGUCGAUGCGGUCGUGCUUUCCGGAAUACACCGUUCCGAAGAGACGAACCGCUGCAGCGCAUGUCGUCGAAGACCAGCCCUCCAGUUCAGCUCAUGAAGAACAGCGUGAAGACAACUUCCAGGACGUGGAGCUGUUCCUUGCUGAGCAUGGGAUGCACGAUUCAGCUGACCUGGAGGACCCAGCUGAAGACGAAGGAUAUGAUGAAGAGGCUGUCGCCGAGAUUCUGGCCGCCACCUGGCGGGAGAAGCGAGCUGAGCUGAACAUGGUCCAGAAGGGCCGGAAGUUUUCUGCUCCUGAUCCUCGGCGAGCUGGUGGAACUGGAAAGGACUUCAAGCGUUCGUUCCGUGUCCAGGUUGAAGAGCUCAAACAACGUACACGCUGCCGUCGCUGUGGCAAGAUUGGACACUGGCAGAGGGAAUGCAAAGCCCCAGCCUCUGCAACCAUUGGAUCAGCGGCUUCUCAAACGAGUCACGCUGCUGGAGCCGUACAAGUUGUGGGGACUGAGCUGCCCGAGCAUUUCAUAUGCACUGCUGCAGCCUGUCCUGAGACAGAAGUGUUGUUGGUGAGCAGCCCUGGUUUCGCAGUGUUGGACAGUGGAUGUGGGAAGACCAUUAUUGGCCGUUCCACACUGGCGGCCUUUCAAGAGAUCUGGCGCCGGCAUGGAGUUCCACAGCCUGCGGAAAAGCCGGAACAGAACUGUUUUCGUUUUGGAAAUGGUGAACAAGAAGUCAGCCAGACCAUCGUGGAUCUUCCAGUAUUUUUGGCUGGACGUCCUGGCUAUGUGAAAGCCGCCGUGGUGAAAGGGAAGGCACCUUUGCUUCUGUCGAGACCAGCUUUGCAAAAGCUGCAGGCCCGCUUAGACUUCGACCGAGAUCGUUUGACCUUGUUCGAAGGUCAGUUCGAAGUGCCUCUGGAAGUGAACAGCGCCGGCCAGUACACGAUUCCUGUCACGGCAUUUCCACCGAAUGCUCAAGCCCUGUUUCCUGCGGAAGAGCAACUCAAUAUCAUGCAUUGGAAGGCCAAGCAGCACCGUCAGCUGAUGGCACAAGUGACCGCUGGGACUUCCGACGCCGAGCUGAUCGUGAACAGCUCAAGCAUCAUGUCCAGGUGGCGCCUUGAUCCACAAGGCAUGCCAUCCGAGAUCAUUUGUGAUCCGCACCGUGCCAACAUCGCAGAUGCUUUUUCGUCCAUCCUUGAACAGGGCGGCGCCACGUUUAAGCUGACUGCGGCCGACGCCCAUUGGCAGUUAGGCCGACACGCCGACGUCUUCACCAGAAAGACGGACCCGCAGCUCUAUACCGGCCGAGUCGCAGAGUCCGAAGAGUGCUUCAAGCUUGUGCUGAAAGCACGCCAGUGUGGAGUAUGGGACGAGAUCCUGCGCCGAGUUCGAGAUUAUGAAGACAUCCUUCUGGAUGAAGCAUGGUUGGGUGAGAAAUCCGGCCCCAUGAGCGACGGUGCCAAGCGUUUGAGGGAUGAGAAACCUUGCUCAACCGCUCCGACUUACAGCGGUGGAUCCAUGGCCUUGGCCACAGCUGCCCCGAUGCCAUCGACAGCAAAGAUGCCCGGCACUCCGUACGCCGAAGCUGACAAGUACCCACCAGGCAUUUCCAGCCUUGAGCAAUGGGGAAAGUGCAUGAUUGCUUUUGGUAAGUACAAGGGAGCCUUGUCGUAUUCUGAGCUGUUCGAAGGAACCGCCGACGGAAUGGCUGGGUACCGUGCCUGGUGCCUGAACCAUGCUCAGUCCGGCUCCGCUGCUCUCAAGGACUUGGUUGCGUACCUUGAGAUUCGUGGUUCGAGCACCGGCGGAAGCCAGGAUGUGAUUCCCGGAUCCUCCAUCACGAGGACUUUUAAGAGUUGA
This is a messenger RNA of Durusdinium trenchii, 2367 nucleotides long. Lineage: Eukaryota; Dinophyceae; Suessiales; Symbiodiniaceae. The record is from the annotation of a GenBank genome assembly.